UAAAUAGAUAUUCAAUCAAUUAAAAAUUUUUUAUUAAACAUGACACACUUAACCUAAAUAAUCUGCAUAAAAAAUGGCUGAAAAAUUAGGUUUAGGACCUGAAGUGCGUGAACUAAAAUUGGGUGCCAGCUUCACAAAUCCACGAUCGACUGCCUUUCACACAGUACGAUAUGACUUUAAACCGGCUAGUGUUGAUGUUAAUAAAUCGGCAACAAUUGAUGUGGGCUCAAAUAAUCAAAUUACAGUAAAUGUGCCCCAUUUAGAUGGAGCUGGAACAUCGCAAACUGUUUUUAAAGGUUCCCAAAAACCUUAUCAAAAAGAAUGUGUGUUGAUUAUUGAUAAGAGUACGGGGAAGAUUACCUUAGAGAGGCUGACAAGCAAUAUUCAAGUGAAGAAGACGAGAUCGGAGGCAUUACAUAAACCAUUACCGCCACAUUUAGCGGAUAAAUUGGAGCCAAGUCCGAAUUCUUCGUCAUCGUCAUCCUCAUCGAAAAUGGGUUCGAAAUUAAGUGGAGGAAAUAAAAGUCGGAAAGAGCGUCAAAGUUUACCAAUUUCAAAACAUUCACCACGUCAUCCAGCUUCAAGUCCUGCUUCACAUCAUUCACCAGCUCGAUCACGAUCACCUGUUAAACGUGAACCCGUUUCGUUACCUCCACCUCCAGCUCCUAAAAGUGCUUCAGCGUCUCCAGUUGCUCCACCUUCAUUAGCAGCAAGUUUACCAUUGAUUGGAAUGGAUGAUUUUCCAAUGGUUAGUAAACCUGCUGAACGUAUGGAGAAAUUAUCACCUUACUCAAAACCGUAUAAGGCUACUCCACCAGCGCCAGAACCAACCACAAAUAAAGGAAAACCAACGGGUGCAGGUGCGGGUGCUUUAAGUGAUAGUUCCAGUUCAAGUUCGAGUAGCAGUGAUGAUUCUGAAUCCGAUAAUGAUGUUAAUACUAAAAGAUUGGUUAACAAUUUUGGUCAACAAUCACUGCACUCUGAAAUAAAAGUUUCUGAUAGCAGUGACUCAGAUAGCGAUGAUGACGACGAUCAUGAAACGCAUCAUGUUCCAGUUACAAAGCCAUCGAUGCCAGCAAUGACAAAUCCAAUAGAUCAUGUACUCAACGAAGAUUUAUGCCUAUCAGAGAGUGGCAGUGAAAGUGAUUAAAAAUCCCAUAUUACCACAUAUUUACCAAUUAUAUUUUUUUUAAAUUAUAUAUAUUUAUAUAUAAUAGUGAUGGGGCGGGCCGAAUGUUUUAUUUUGUACAUUCGAGAAUGCAAAUGCGAAUGUUCACUUUCAAAUGAAGUGCAAUUCAAUAGGGUAUUAUCGUUAGUCAAAAAUAAAUUAUGAAAUUUGAAUAAG
Molecule: messenger RNA, 1345 nt
Organism: Chrysoperla carnea
Lineage: Eukaryota; Metazoa; Arthropoda; Insecta; Neuroptera; Chrysopidae
Product: ell-associated factor Eaf-like
Exons: 9
Coding region: 74-1150 (358 amino acids)
Biological process (GO): positive regulation of DNA-templated transcription; regulation of transcription elongation by RNA polymerase II
Cellular component (GO): super elongation complex
Molecular function (GO): transcription elongation factor activity
Source: RefSeq, a predicted model, not a curated record